AUGUUUAUUGUACUGUGGAUGUUCCUAGCUGGAACAUUUAUGUGUUGUAGUGGCCUCGGAAAGGAGGCUUCUUUGUCACUUGGCCCCAGAUCUGUGGAAGAUCGGGGAUAUGGAUUUAUAUCGAUGAAAAGAGGACUGAAACGUUCGCGGAAUAGGAGGAAGACUAGGAAGACGAUACUUCAGCUGAUUGAUCUGAUAAAGGAGUUGCAAGACUCGGGACUUGGAAGACAAUCUAAGGAAGACGUAAAACGGAAGGCUGAGCGUCAACCUGCGCAAGGAGUGCGGGAAGAACGUGGCCAACGGAGGGCAGCUAAAGAACCUACUACCAGCAUGCCCAAAGGACACGAUAAACGAUUGGCACCAAAACCACAUGCUACCAAGAAGACUAAAGGACAUGAUGAACGAUGGGCACCAAAACCACCUGCUACCAAGAAGCCCAAAGACCACGAUAAACAGAGGGCAGAAGUAUCCUUCAAGGAAAAGCCCCAAAAAGGUGGUCAAAGGAAAGGCGACAAAAUACCUGUUAGGCCUAAGAAAUGGAAGAAUAUAGAGGAAGAGAGAGACGGACUAGUGAUUGCAUUAUUAGUCCAGAUGGAGGAUGUCCCCUUAGUCUCGAAAAAUGUCGCAUUUAUAAACCACUUGGAUAAACAUAUUUUUGAUCUUGAAGCGGCCACGAAGGACGAUUUGGGAAAGGUGAUCCUAAAAGUCCAGCAAUGCCGCUGUCAAGACCCAAAAUGGAAGAAGAAAGAAAAGGAUGAGACGCCAAAGCCUCGCAUCGGCCAGCGGAAACUGAAAAAGCUGCUGGCAGAAAAGAGGCGAUUAAUAGAUGAACUUCAUUUACAAGUAGAAAACCUUGAUCCAGUCGACGAAAACGUCCCUAUAAUAUAUCACUUGGAUGGUCACAUAUUGGACCUCCAGCUGGCUGGAGAAGGCACGAUGGGCGCGGUCAUAGCAGAGACCAAAAACUGCCAGUGUCAAGCCUAUCCAGAGGACAACGACGAAGAAAUAUGCUAUUGGAAAUGGAAGAAGCUGAUAGCCGAAAGGGACGACUUAGUCUAUGAGCUAAUGGUCCAGGUCGAAAAAAAGGAUCCAACCUCGGCAAAUCUCGAGGUGAUAGAUCACCUAGAAAACCACAUCUGGGAACUCGACUUGGCUUCAACAGAUGAACUCAAAAUGGUGAUCAGAAAUAUAAUGAAAUGCUCCUGUCAAGCUGCACUGCCUAAGGACUAUAGGAAAGAUCGGAAGAAGAAGAAGCCGCGCUUUUGGCAGAAGCGUUGGAAGAAACUUCUAACAGAAAGGAAUAAAUUGGUAGAGAAUUUGUCGGCACAAAUAAAAGAAAUUGCUGACAACUACAAAGAAUAUUCCUCGAUAACAGUACACUUGCAGAGACACCUGUGGCUCCUCCAAAGAGCAAAAGGAGGAGACAUUGAGUUCCUUAUAGAAAAAAUACUAAAUUGUUGGUGUCAGACUUCAUGGCAGAAUGAAGAUUAUGAAGAUUAUGAAGAUUACGAAGAUGCACCAGAAGAUGCACCAGACGACAUUGAAGAAUAUUCGUCUCCUUAUGAAAAGUCGUCCUUUAUUACGGGAUUGAGACAGCAGAGAGGAGAGUUCCAAGGUCGGGAGACUCGCAGGAGAGGUGAUAUCCUCACCAGCCUCGAUGAAGCUGAAUCCUCUCUCGCCAACAUCGUCGGGCAGCAAAUCCUACAGCAAAUGAAAGAGGGGAAGAACGCAUUCAUUGAAAAGCUGAAAGAGUACGAUGAAGAGAGAGAGCUUUUAAAGAAUGAGAGAGGUGCUCUUGAUGCUGAAAUGGAACUCCUCAACCAGGGAAAAGCAGAGCUGGACAUUGAACGACGACAAUUCCAUGAAGAGAAGGUCGCCUUUGAAAUGGAACUCAUUCAAAGGGGGGCCUUGGAUUUGGAUAGGGAUGUCCUCCAGAGAGAGAGGGAGGCAUUCAGUGUGGAAUUAGUUGACAUGAGAGAAGAACUAAGAAGGGAAAAAGAGAACCUCGCCAAGACUCAAGCGAGGUUCGAUAAGGAUGCAGAGGACUUGAAAUUAGAGAGGGAAGCCCUUCAAAGUGAAUUGAGGCUCUUCUGUACCCAAGUCUUUAAAAUGAAAGAAGAACUGAGAGAGGAGAAAGAAGCCCUCAUCAUGGCGCAAAAGAAGCUCGAGAUGGACAUUGCUGCCUUCACCAAGGAGAGGGAAGAAUUCGAAAGAGAUGUUAAAAGACAAGGCAUAAAAGACAGGGAAGAAGAACAGAAAGAGGAUUCAAGACUUCAGGAAAAGUUUAGGAAUAUAAACAACAGAUCAGUCGGCACUCAGACAAAGAGACCGGGGACAAACAGCAUGCAGGAUAUGAGAGAGGAAUUAAGGAAAUUUCCAGAAGACAAACUCGAGGAGAGGGAAUCUCGACAAGAAAAAUACACAAACGAAAAAUAUUCCAAAACGAAUAAAAAUGGGGAAGAACUGAAUGCAGAUACAGAGGAGAAUUCUGAAAAUGGUUCGACAGAUAGAAGGAAGUGGAAUCGUUGUACAAAGUCGAACGCAGAUAGAAAGAAGAACGAUCUGGAGACAACAAUAAAAGAUGAUCGGAGGCUGAAGAUAAGCUCUGAGUAUGAGAGGCUACAGCUGUUCGGAGGCUGGAGACGAGCUCUCAGGAUAAGAGCAAAUAGAUGUUUGAAGGCUGGAGGACGAGCUCUCAGGAUGAGAGCAAACAGCUGUUCGGAGGAAGGAGGACCAGCUCUCGGGAUGAGAGCCAACAGCAGUUUGGAGGCUGGAGGACACGCUCUUAGAAUAAGAGCCAACAGCUGUUGCAGAAUGAAGAAUAGUUUCUUCUAG
This is a messenger RNA of Macrobrachium nipponense, 2835 nucleotides long. RefSeq lists its product as uncharacterized. NCBI's taxonomy places the organism in Eukaryota, Metazoa, Arthropoda, Malacostraca, Decapoda, Palaemonidae. The coding region runs from base 1 to 2835 and encodes 944 amino acids. The transcript is spliced from 3 exons. The record is from RefSeq and is a predicted model, not a curated record.